Danio rerio (zebrafish) is the source of this 1878-nucleotide messenger RNA. RefSeq names its product finTRIM family, member 67 (gene ftr67). Gene Ontology annotation, molecular function: zinc ion binding. Lineage: Eukaryota; Metazoa; Chordata; Actinopteri; Cypriniformes; Danionidae. The record is from RefSeq and is marked validated.
CAUGACUCACUUCCUGCAUAAACAAAGCUCUCGGCUGGGCUUCGUUCUGCCACAAACCUGCUAAAAUGGCGCAAGCUGGGGUUUUCCUAGAGCACGACCAGUUCAACUGCUCCAUCUGCCUGGACGUCUUGAAGGACCCUGUCACCAUUCCAUGCGGCCACAGCUACUGCAAAGGCUGCAUUAAGAACUACUGGGACCAGGAUGACUACCUGGGGAUCUAUGGCUGUCCUCAGUGCAGGCAAAGCUUCGCUCCCAGACCUUUGCUGGGCAGAAACACAAUGCUAGCCGAUGUUGUGGAGAAAUUGAAGAAGACAGGACUGCACGCUGGACCCGCAAGCGAUCCAACACAAGCCGAGCCUGGAGAUGUUGAGUGCGACGUUUGCUCGGGGACCAAAAACAAAGCCUUCAAAUCCUGCCUGGUGUGCUUGGCGUCGUACUGCGAGACUCACCUUCAGCCGCACUACGAGUCCCCUGCCUUUCAGAAACACAGGCUGGCUUCUCCCUCAAAGAAGAUGCAGGAGCAGCUGUGCUCGCGACACGAUAAACUACUGGAGGUGUUCUGCCGCACGGAUCAGCAGUGCAUUUGUUACCUUUGUUUAACGGAUGAGCACAAAGGACACGACACCGUUCUGGCAACAGCGGAGAUGAAUGAGAAGAAGAAUGCUUUGCUGGAGAUGCGCAGGGUUUCCCAGCGGAGGAUUGAGGAGCGGGAGAAGGAGCUGGCAGAUCUCAGACAGGCCACACAGAUGCUCACGCUGUCGGCUCAGACGGCCCUGGAGGAGAGCGAGCGUGUCUUCACAGAGCUGGUGUGCUCGGUGGAGCGGCGGCGUGCUGAAGUGAAAGAGCUGAUCCGGGGUCAGGAGAGGGCGGCAGUGAGUCAAGCUCAAACGCUCCUCCAACAACUGGAGCAGGAGAUAACCGAGCUGAAGAAGAGACACGCUGAAUUAGGAGAGCUCUCGCAAACAGACGACCAUAUCGCCUUUCUUCAGAACUGCAAGUCUCUGUGUGCUCAGCCGGUGUCUGUUGAGCUGCCCAGCAUCACCUCUGAGCCAAACUUCACCAGCGUGAUCGCGGCCGUGACCGAGUUUCAGUCUCUCCUGGAGGACGUCUGCCAGGGAGGAUUUGUCAGCAUCUCGGAGAAAGUGGAUGAUGUCACUAUUAUUCAGAACACAAUACCAAAGACGGAUUUGGAGUCAAAUACAGCACCAGUGUUUGGCCAGACAGCACAGAUCCCUUUCACCAUCAAUGUCCCGACAAUCAGUGUGUUUCCAUUCUCGUCUUUUGGCUCGAGAACUCAAGGUCCUCGUCAGAGACUGCAGCCCCGCAGGAGACGCCGGUAGCCUUCACAUCGCCUGAGAAAUGCCUGAUCAAUUCAGUCAAAAGGCCAAAGUCAGUUUGCCAGAGUUUUGUUUUUUGAACCUGUACAUUAUGUUCAAAAGUAAAGCUACACUAACUACAAACUCUCACUACUAAAUGAGACAGAAAUGUAAAGCCAGAUGCGUUUCAGUGUCUGCGGUCCGAGUCUCAACGCUAUCAACUCAAUAUAUCUUACAAAUACAGAUGUGCUUGGAGUGAAAGUUUAAAUAUUGUGUGAUAUACGAAAAAAAAAGUUUUAAUUAUUUUAAAACAACUAUCUUUUGACUAAGCUGUAAUUAUUUUGCAAAGUAUUAAUCAUUACACAUAAUAUAGAGUGUUAUAUUGGUGUAUUUUAUCAGUGUUUAAUCCACUGAUGUCGUCUUAUCUAUUCACAGAAGUGUUGAUUUUAGCUUCAUGCGUGUGGAAUGUAUUUGUGUGUAUUAAACUAUGUUUAAAUUGAAGCAUUUUAAACUUAAAAGCUUAUUUUUCAUAUCAUGAAAAAUAAAGAUUCUUCCCAGCAGA